AAAUCAAGUUCAGAAGGAAGAAAUUUAGUAGCUUAUCUCCAGUUAACAACAUUAAUAAAAAAUGGUUGAUUUAAUAUCUUUCUCUCUUGUGUUAAUAAUAUUGGGUGUUAUUUUGAAAAUAUAUAUAAAACUCAGUGUGAAACAUAAUGGAUGUUAUAAGUGUCUUGUUGGAAAAACUGCUGUUGUUACUGGUUCAAAUACGGGAAUUGGUUACAUAACAGCGUUGGAUUUUGCAAAAAGAGGUUGCAAAGUAAUCUUAGCUUGUCGAAAUAAAGUCAAAGCUGAAGCAGCUGUUUUCGAAAUUCAAAAAGAAACCAAUAAUAAAAACGUUAUUUACAAACAUCUCGAUUUAUCUUCGUUUAAAUCAAUAAGAGAUUUUGCUGGUGAUUUUAAUCAAAUGGAAAGCAAAUUAGAUAUUUUAGUAAAUAACGCAGGCGGAAUCGGGUUUGAGAAUAAAUUUACUGACGAUGGAUUACAAGUAAUUUUACAAACGAAUUAUGCAGGACCGUUUCUUCUAACCCACUUGCUUUUGGAUAACCUAAAAAAAUCCGAAUCUGGUCGAAUUGUUAAUGUAGCUGCAUUAGCGGGACGUUUAGCUGGCAAUAUUGAUUUAAACGAUUUAAAUAAGCACCCGAAAGACGCAACAGGAUUUUAUUCGCCUGUUCAAACGUACAAAAACACGAAAUUGUGUAAUAUAUUGUUUACAAUUGAAUUGGCUAAAAAAUUAUAUGGCACGAAUGUUACCACUAAUACUUUACAUCCAGGGAUUAUUGAUACUAAUUUUUUAUUAACGAUUCCGUUUUUUAGAAAAUUAGUACAAUUUAUUGGAAAAUUUUAUUUUUUAACUCCUUUAGAAGGUGCUCAAACAACAAUUUACGUUGCGCUAUCUAAUGAUUUAGAAGGCGUUAGUGGAAAAUUAUUUGAUAACUGUCGUGAAGUUGGGAUGUAUUCAAACGCUAAAGAUCCUAAUAUGGCUAAAAAACUUUGGGAAAUAAGUGAAAAAUGGUGUAAAAUUGAAGAAAAUGAAAAAAUUCGCUAAAAU
This is a messenger RNA of Onthophagus taurus, 1042 nucleotides long. Its product is annotated as retinol dehydrogenase 14-like. The record is from RefSeq and is a predicted model, not a curated record. NCBI's taxonomy places the organism in Eukaryota, Metazoa, Arthropoda, Insecta, Coleoptera, Scarabaeidae.